AGCGACCGGCGGUCGAUUGCAAUGCCUGAGCUCUCGGCGCUCUUCUAGCGCUGCCUUUUUGGUCUCCACGUGGACAGGUCAGUGAUGGCGGCGCUGGCGGAGUCCGUGGCGGCGGGGCCGGGCAGCCGAAACGGCACUGGUAGAGGUCGAGCUCCUAGGGGCCGCCUGGCCAAUCAGAUCCCCCCUGAGAUCCUGAACAACCCCCAGCUGCAGGCAGCCAUUCAAGUCCUGCCUUCCAACUAUAACUUUGAAAUUCCCAAGACCAUCUGGAGGAUUCAGCAGGCCCGGGCCAAGAAGGUGGCCUUGCAAAUGCCUGAGGGCCUUCUCCUCUUUGCCUGCACCAUUGUGGAUAUCUUGGAAAGGUUCACAGAGGCUGAAGUGAUGGUGAUGGGCGAUGUGACGUAUGGGGCUUGCUGUGUGGAUGACUUUACUGCAAGGGCCCUGGGCGCUGACUUCCUGGUGCACUAUGGCCACAGCUGCCUGGUUCCCAUGGACACCUCGGCCCAAGACUUCCGGGUACUGUACGUCUUUGUGGACAUCCGAAUAGAUACUACCCACCUCCUGGAUUCUAUCCGCCUCACCUUUCCCCCUGCCACUUCCCUUGCCCUGGUCAGCACCAUUCAGUUUGUGUCAACCUUGCAGGCAGCUGCGAAGGAGCUGAAAGCUGAGUACCAUGUGAGUGUCCCACAGUGCAAGCCCCUGUCCCCUGGGGAGAUUCUGGGCUGCACGGCUCCCCAUCUGCCCAAAGAGGUGGAGGCUGUUGUAUAUCUCGGAGACGGCCGUUUCCAUCUGGAGUCUGUCAUGAUUGCCAACCCUGGUGUCCCCGCUUACCGAUACGACCCAUACAGCAAAGUCCUAUCCAGAGAGCACUAUGACCAUCAGCGCAUGCAGACCAGCCGCCAAGAAGCCAUAGCCACGGCCCGCUCAGCUAAAUCCUGGGGCCUUAUCCUGGGCACUUUGGGCCGCCAGGGCAGCCCCAAAAUUCUGGAGCACCUGGAAUCUCGACUCCAAGCCUUGGGACUUCCCUUCAUGAGACUGCUGCUUUCUGAGAUCUUCCCCAGCAAGCUUAGCCUACUUCCUGAAGUGGAUGUGUGGGUGCAGGUAGCAUGUCCGCGCCUUUCCAUUGACUGGGGCACAGCCUUCCCCAAGCCACUGCUGACACCCUAUGAGGCAGUGGUGGCCCUGAGGGACAUUUCCUGGCAGGAGCCCUACCCUAUGGACUUCUACGCCGGCAGCUCCUUGGGGCCGUGGACAGCGAACCACGGACGGAACCGGCCCCCCCAGGCCCUGAGCCCGCCAGCGCUGGAGAAGGAGGCCACGCACCCCUCUCCAGCCGCGGCUUGCGACGGUUGCAGCUGCAGAGACGACAAGGGAGCACCGCCCGCUCGGUGAGACGCUCCUCGGUCUCAGGCUGCUUCCGGUCCCUGGCGCGUUGCCCCGCUACAUGGCGGCGCAGCAACCCCUGCGGGUGUUAGCCCUGGCCGGCUUCCGGCAGAGCGAGCGGGGCUUCCGCGAGAAGACCGGAGCGCUGAGGAAGGCGCUGCGGGGCCGCGCCGAGCUCGUGUGUCUCAGCGGCCCGCACCCGGUCGCGGAUGCCGCGGGCCCCGAGGGCGCCGGGCCGGACUCCGGUGAGACGGGCGCUGCCCAGGAAAUGCCCUCUGAGUCUUUGAUCUGGCCUCGUUUCAGCAUACCCCCACGCUGUGUCCUCACCUCGUUCCUUCCCCCUGCCCUUACUCUUCCUUUCUUCCAUCCCAGCGUCCCAGGCUUCCACCUUGAUCAGUCUUCCCCGUCUUGCCAUGCCACUCUGCUCUCUACUUCAUUUCCCCCAGCUUUUCUUCUCUUCUUCGACCGCCUCUUUGUUUGCUCGUUGUCAUUCCCAAGCCCUCCGUCCCCUCCCUUUUUCAUUUCUCAUCGCCUAGAUACCCGCUUGCCCUAACCGCAGCCUUUCCCCCAUAUCGCUGUAGCGCCCUGCCUUCAGGAGGAGCA
This is a messenger RNA of Neomonachus schauinslandi (Hawaiian monk seal), 1986 nucleotides long. It is a transcript of the gene DPH1, whose product is annotated as diphthamide biosynthesis 1. The record is from RefSeq and is a predicted model, not a curated record. The transcript has 13 exons. The coding region runs from base 85 to 1392 and encodes 435 amino acids. NCBI's taxonomy places the organism in Eukaryota, Metazoa, Chordata, Mammalia, Carnivora, Phocidae. Gene Ontology annotation, biological process: protein histidyl modification to diphthamide. Gene Ontology annotation, molecular function: 2-(3-amino-3-carboxypropyl)histidine synthase activity.